Molecule: messenger RNA, 1260 nt
Organism: Prorocentrum cordatum
Lineage: Eukaryota; Dinophyceae; Prorocentrales; Prorocentraceae
Source: the annotation of a GenBank genome assembly
AUGGACUGGCUCAAACAGGCCCUGGGCAGCUCGACGGCCGACUGGCAGAUCGUCGUGACGCACUUCCAGGGGGACUCGAUUUGGGAGACCUUUGCCAGGGACUACGGCAUCGACCUUUUGAUCAUGGGCCAGCAGCCUGUCCAAGAGGUGCUGUACCUUGAUGACACGAACUCCCUGAGACCCACUGGCGUAGUGAAUGCAGGCGGAGGCGGCGGAACCAUCUCCCAGCAGGCUCCCGACCCGGGUGGCCACGACUUCCAGUAUGGUUUCGUAGACCUGACUCUGUCGAAGGACCUCAUCAAGAUCGAACUUGUUUCUCACGGGGGCGUGGUGGUGGACAGCGCCUCUGUGCGCCCUCGGGCUCCUGGGGAGGACUACGAUCCCGACAAGGACUACAGCUCGCCUUCGGGGGGUGCUGACAGCUCCAUGAGUUCCAGUAGGCCUUCGACCACUACUGAGGCGCGCGCGUCCACGUCGGCGAAGCUGCUGGACGGCGGGGCGGAGGAGGGCAGCGAGGUCGGCGGCGGCGGCUCCGAGGACGGCGGCGACGAGGAGUACGUCCCCGAGGGCGGCAGCGGCAGCCUCGUGGAGGAGCUUGGGCAGGACGGCUUUGAGGCCUCCCUGGAGGUGAGCCCCAGCACUGUCGGGACCCGGAACGACACAGUGGUUUUCGCCUUCGUCGCCGAGAACGUUGACUAUCAAGCCUUGGCAUCCAACAAGAAAGUGAAAGACUCCCUUGUGAAAGGGCUGAAGCAGGUAGUGGCCGAGGAGACCAAGAUUCGCGCUGAAGGCGUGGCGAUCGAGCUGUCCAAGGGCUCGCUUGCAGUGCGGGCCGUCAUCCACCCAGGCGAUAGGAGCGCCAGCGACGUCAGGGUGGCGCUGGCCGGUUCCGCGAGCUUCGGCGAGUCGCUGACGAAGUGUUUCCACGAUCUCAGCGGGAUCGACUCGGUCUCUACGGGGACGAUCAGGAUCCGACCCGCUGGCGCCCCGACGAUCGUCAAGGCUCCACCGCCGAGUUCGGCAUCGUGGGCCGCCCCACCGUGGGCCGACGGCGAGUUCAUGGCAGGCGUCCCCAAGCGGGCGGUCUGGUCCGGCGUCGCGGGGGCCUGCGCCGCGGUGUUGGUGACGGCGAUGGUUUGCGCAGUCCGGAAGUUACGCUCGGAGGAUACGGCGCGGCUGCCCGUCUCGACGCAGGACGAGCCGCGCGACGCCGGCAAGAGUCCGCUGCUGGAUUCGAGGCGCAAUCCUUUGCAGACUCGG